GAUUAAUAGGCGUUCGUUAUUCAUCGAUGUGAAAGUAGCUGCAUUGCUGGAUAAAGCAUGUUUAAGGCCGCGCCUUAAAUUACAGCGUUUGUUGACUACUUCAUAAUGUUCACCUCCAGGGUAUGUAGCGACGUGUUAGCCCACACGGGACAGCCUACGGUACCUUAUAAUUACCAUAUAAGUGGGCCAGAAACCGGUCAGGCAGCUGCAGUCCGUGUUAGAGCGCGUGGUCGAUAACAUAGAGAGGCAGAACAACAGAGAGAGAACAACAUGGCGUCUUCACUGUUGUCUCAGAUCAGCGAGGACUUCUUGAAGUGCCAGAUUUGUCACGACACGUUUAAGCGUCCCAAGGUGCUGUCCUGUCUCCACACCUUCUGUCUUCAGUGUCUGAAGAGCUACCUUAAGAAGAACCCGCGGGUCAGUAUCAAGACGUUCCUCUGUCCGCUUUGUCGUCAGGAGACGGCGACGCCACCGACGGGCGCAGACGGUCUUAAGGAUAACUUCUUCGUCUCCAAUCUUCUGGAGGCCCUGUCGACGCUGAAGACGUUCAAGGUGAAGGGGUUUGUGGCUUGUGGAGGCUGCAGCCGCUCCGCCAGCUCCCGCUGUAUGGAGUGUGAGGACUUCCUGUGCGUCCACUGUCAUGGCGUCCACGCCAAGCUGAAGGUGACGCGUGAUCACACCGUGCUGUCAAUCAGGGAGCUGAGCUCGGAGGGAGGCAGCGCACAGAUCCGAGCCUACACCAAAGCCACCCUCUGUCCCGUACACGAAGGUGAGACCAUGAGGUUCUACUGUGAGACAUGCCAGAAGCCCAUUUGCCGCGACUGCACCGUCUUAGACCACAGCAAGCCCGACCACAAGUAUGUUUACUUCAAGGAUGCCCUGUCCUCACGGAAAGACGAGAUCCAAGAUCUGCUCACAUCCUGCAGGGGUAUGGUAGAGGGCCUUGAAGAAACCAAGGAACGGCUUGAAAGCGAGGAAGGCGAACUACGUGAAACUAAGGAGGGAACGCUGAAGGAUAUAGAGGAAUGGGUGGCUGGUCUGGUAUUGGACACACAAAGGAAGAAAGAAGAACUUAAAGACCAAGUCGAAACAAUCUACAACGAGCAGCUCAAGGAACUGUCGGCGGCAAAAAGUAGAGUUGAAAUGACUUUAAAUGACAUCGACAGUGGAUGCGGUUUCUCGGAGAAGGUUCUAGAUAUUGGAACAGACUUCGAGAUUUUAUCCAUGCGCAACGAAAUGGCAGCCAGGCUGUCAGAUUUGACGAAGAUGGAGCGUCCCAAAGUUGACCAAAACCGCUCAGGGCUGAUUAAGUUCCGACCGUACGGAGGGAUUGGAGAACUCGUCAAGCUGGGGGUCGGGGAGUUAGACUCCCGGACAGUUGGAGAACUUGUGGUGAAGUUCGGAGGAUGGGGUCCGCAGCAGGGACAGUUCAAACACCCAGGCGGAGUCGCCGUGAGUUCAGCCGGGCACAUCAUCGUGGCAGACACCGGAAACCACCGCAUCCAGGUGUUCGACAGUCGCGGAGUCUUCUUACGCGCAUUCGGCUUCUACGGAUCGGCAGACGACGCCUUCAGUCACCCUCACGACGUCGCCAUGACAACAGACGACCGCAUCCUGGUCACCGACAAGGGGAACAAGCUCGUCAAGCUGUUUACCCUCGAAGGGAAACUGAUAGGAAAGAUCGGUACCGGUAAUCUGAAGGAGCCGACAGGAGUGGCGGUGUACAAACAUGGCGGCGUGGCUGUGACUGACACCCGGGAUGUGAAGACCUUCACACGAACAGGUGUCAUGUCGGCUACCUGUACCAGUGACGAUCCGGGAUACUCGCACUACCUCUGCACAGAUGACGAAGGCCGGGUCUACGUGUCUGACUUCACCAACGGGUUCAUCAAAGUCCUGGACCAGCGGCACGGGCUGAAGUCUCAGUGGAGCGCAGGGUGGCAGGAGUUCCGCGGGGACGGCUGGGUGUUCCGGCAGAAGAGACUGGCGGGGCCGGGCGGCAUCUGUCUGGAUAAGGCGCGCAACAUCAUCGUGGCUGAUUACCAUGGCAACAGUGUGGAGGUACUGGACGCGGUAGGCGUGUACAAGGCGACUGUAGCCAACGGACUGAACCAUCCCGAGGGGGUGGCGCUGACUCCCCAGGGGCACGUGGUCGUGGUGGAUAGUGGGAAUAACUGUAUUAGGGUGUACAAGUGUAGUUACUAAGAACAUAGUUUCCAGCGACUUGACUGAAAAUUGUCUGAAAUUUGCCUAAAAGCACCAAAUUUUAGACACAUGUAAUCUAAUGUAUAAUAAUGCUAAAUAGAUCUAGAUAUGGAAAUAUAUCAGUAUUUGUUCAUGAUCUUUGGCAAUUCUAACGAAAGAUGUGCAUUUUGGUGAUGAUGUAUGUGUGAUGAUACUUGAAGUAAUUUUGAUGAAAUUUGGAAUAAACCUGUAACUUAGCAAUCGCUUGAUAAUACUGUACGUAUACUGACAGUUGUGUAGGUUAUUGAAAACACGCAAGACCUGUAACAUCUAGUUGUAGUAAUUGUUUUAUUUUGGCCAUUAUUAGUUAAAUGACAUCUCAAUCUAGUUGUCUGUGACUUUGAUAUAGCAUUCAGUUUAUCACUUUUACCAUAAGUUAGAUAGUUAGAUCCUUUAGUUAGAUAAGCUAUUCUAAAAAAAAAAAAUUCCAGGCGCCAAUUACAGCAAACGCAUAGCGAAGUUCUUGCAAAAUGUAAACGUAUACAACGGAACCUGUUAUGGAGGUGUUGCCAUCCGUCAGUUUAAGUACUAGUUUAAGCCUACAACGGUUACUGUUUCUUAUCUAAGUGGUAUGUGGUUUCUGUUUCAAUUAAAAUGUUGCUCAAUGUAGAUGCUGGUGCUAACAAAACGUUAAGUAUCGACGACGAAAAAGAUUUAGUGGUGGUUAGUGGUGAUAGAAGAAAUAGUCCUUUCAUAUUCACCAAAAAUAUACAGGUACGUGCAAAAUGAGUUGUUCGUAAACAGAUCCAGUGUAAAAUCAGGCAGCAAAUACGCCAGACAGGCAAUAGUGUACAGACUAAAACUUUACUUGUGGUGUCGCUCAUUGCACUAACGCUAGUUCACCUUUAUCCACAGGGUAACCGUGGUUUCAAAUUGCAAAAUAUUUUUUUCUGAAAUAUUUCAAUUUGAAACUAUUGUCGGCCAACUUGACAUUCCUAAAUACCCAGUCUAUCCCAACAACAGAUAUAGGUUACCUUGGGGAUAAAGGUGAAAUAGCGUUAAUACAACAUUAACAUCUGGCUAUCAACGUGCACAAAGCGGUGAGAAUCAAAUGUGAUAACCUCCUGCUAAAUACUAAGCAGAGUCUCUUAUUCUGGUAGAUUAUGACUGAUGUUGGAAGAGUUAUUGAAAUGCAUGUGCGUCAUACAUUGUAUGUUAAGAUUUUUGAGAUAAUAAAGAUCUAACGUUAAUUAACAA
Branchiostoma floridae (Florida lancelet) is the source of this 3441-nucleotide messenger RNA. RefSeq names its product tripartite motif-containing protein 3-like. Gene Ontology annotation, molecular function: ubiquitin-protein transferase activity; protein binding; zinc ion binding. The record is from RefSeq and is a predicted model, not a curated record. Gene Ontology annotation, cellular component: nucleoplasm; chromatin. Gene Ontology annotation, biological process: positive regulation of DNA-templated transcription. NCBI's taxonomy places the organism in Eukaryota, Metazoa, Chordata, Leptocardii, Amphioxiformes, Branchiostomatidae. Bases 271 to 2205 code for a protein of 644 amino acids. The transcript has 2 exons.